Molecule: messenger RNA, 1242 nt
Organism: Penicillium digitatum Pd1
Lineage: Eukaryota; Fungi; Ascomycota; Eurotiomycetes; Eurotiales; Aspergillaceae
Source: RefSeq, a predicted model, not a curated record
AUGGAGAAGCCCAAGGUUAUUGGACCAGAUGGUCUUUCUCCAAUUAGUCUCCAAAGACAGGCCGAUGUACGCAUUACCACUGAGGUGAUUUACGAUGUGAUUACCAAUUGCAAAAUGAUAAGCCUGGAGGAGAGCGUCCAUGCCCCUGUGGCUGUUCGCAACAAGGCGCGUGCUGAUCGCAUUGCUGGUGUGCAAACUGUCUCGUCUUGCCUGAAUUCACGUCGCUUCGCCCAGCUGGAGGACAAGAAAGCUGCUGCUUCUCGUGUCACGGCUUCGCGCAUCCCCGCUCCCGCUCAGAAGCAUCUUGGCAUUGAUCCUCGCGCCAAGCCCUUUGUCCCGGCUGCCACCCAGGCUGCUGGACUCAAGGAUGAAGUCGCUCGUGCACCUAUGAAGAUGAAUCCCGGCGAGGCCAUUGAUGGGCCCAACAAAGCCACUCCCGACAAUGCCAAUGGCGAGAGGAAGGAUGCAGACAACAACUCCGUCGCUAGUUCCAAGGCUUCCCGGAAGGCUGAAUCCACUGAAGAUAAGGAAUCCAUUGGUUCUCCCCCGAAGCCGCGAGGUCUGACUGCCCCGGCUGAUUUCAUGAAACAAGUCCGUUUGCUCCACCUCCAGAAGCAGAUGGCCCCCAAAGUUGUGCCGGCUGGACCUCCUCGCCGAGUUGUUUUCGGAAAUCUUCCUGAGUGGGCAAAUGUCUCCAGCAUCUUGCAGCUCGUCUAUGGUGGUAUCAUCGAGCGUGCUUGGGGUGAAAAUGGCGAAGUCGUUGUGCAGUUUGUGGAGCAAGAUGACUGCGUCAAAUACUAUGAGAACCACUCCGAUGGCAUCCAAUUGAAGGAUGGCGAUGAUGACCUCACCAUAUCUGUUACCAUGCCGGAGGAAGGUCUUUCGGACAACGUCGAGCUUUCGAUUCGCGUCGAAGAGGGUGCUUCCCGUGUCAUAUGUCUCUCCGGCCUUCCCACUGGCUUCAAGACGAGUGACAACGACAACGUCUUGGGUAUUGCCGCCGACCCGGUCUGGCAUAGCAAGAGCUUCGAGCGCAUUCUGAUCAAGCAGGCUGAGUCUGGUGUCGAUGUUCAAAUCUUCUUCUACGACCUCCACGACGGCUGGGACGUCUUGCAAAGCAUCAAGGAGGGAGCGUACGACUGCACUGCCAGCUUUGAAGUUGAUCCAUGCGCUCUUGCUGAGGGGUUCCACUUCAUGGAUGAGCCCAACUUGAUGUUCUCUGGAAUCCUCGCUGUGGACUAG